Molecule: messenger RNA, 8075 nt
Organism: Mercenaria mercenaria
Lineage: Eukaryota; Metazoa; Mollusca; Bivalvia; Venerida; Veneridae
Exons: 26
Coding region: 209-5908 (1899 amino acids)
Biological process (GO): negative regulation of gene expression
Cellular component (GO): cytoplasm; nucleus
Molecular function (GO): transcription corepressor activity; NAD+ poly-ADP-ribosyltransferase activity
Source: RefSeq, a predicted model, not a curated record
UGGAAGAGCGCGCUACAAUGACACAUGUAUUUUAAACCAUUCAACGUGACCAGAUCGAUACCUAAAUAUUUUACGCAUUGGAAUUCACAAAGCCCGUGUUUUAUUGAGUCAAGUUUUCAAAUCGAAACUAGAGAGUUUUAGAUUUAAAAUGUGGGUACCCAUACGAAAGCGACUUUGAUGCUGUAAUCCCACAAGUUAACUGUACACUAUGGGAGCGGGAGCAGCGAAAUCGAAAAAUCCACAAUAUGUUCACCUGGACUGUGAUCCUACCCAAAAGAACAUUGCGACUAAUCCAGAGAAAACAAAGGCCAUUAAAGAUGACAGCGAGUUUACUGUCCCCACUAACACAUUAAUAUCUGAUAGGAAACUUCGUUUUAGCAAGAAUGUAAAAUUGAAAAUAUCCUGUAAUGGGGGCGGAGUUAUCCGGGUAGGAUUAACAGCUAUAAAUCCUGCCGAAAACGAAAAUAUAUUGCAGGGAUCUGUAUUUGAGAAAGAAGAAGGGUUUGGUCCAGAAGUAACGUGUCGCACAUUAUACAAGACGGAUUUUAAUUGCUAUUGCUAUGGACCCCCAGAGGAAGAAAUAGAAUAUGAAUGUGAGAGAACAGAGACAGAUGUGUGGCUCUAUGUAAUCUAUGUGUAUGGAGUUCCGGAAGUCAGGGCAGAACUCGUAGAAAAUGGUGGAAGUAAUAUGAAUGAGGUAACUCUAUUUUCUAUCACAAAAGACAUGACUAGCACGGACACCAUAUCCGCCAAUACAGCUGUAUGCAGAAUCAGCGAACCUGUCGUUAACGGAGAUGUUUACCACUGUCGAUGGAGCAUGAAACUGGAAAAUGAAAACAUAGCAGGAAAGUCACCCACUUAUGGUUACAUGUCUCUUAAACUUGUAUGUAGGAAGAAAAAUGAAGGUGAAAUAGAAGAAGAUAUAAUAUGGGAGCGGAAGAGCGCAGUGCAAGAGUACCCGUUCAGUUCAGUAAUUGCUUUUCGCUUGAGCAUCCUAGAGAAGCAGGUUUCACACAAUUUGUUUGUAAACUCUGUUGGUAACACGACAAAAGACUUUUUCAAAGAUCAAGUGGAACCUGGUUCACUGUAUUUUGAGAUUGAAUUGAGCAGUGGUCAGAUAGAAGUUACCCAUGGAAAAGGACUCCUUAUAGCACAAGAAUUAGGAAGUACUUUGCUGGUAACCGGUUAUAAAUGUGAUGACGAUGAGGCAAGCACAAAUGACAUGCUGAUUGAAAUAAGUUCAAAAAUCAACUUCCAACCUCGUCGUAUACAGUUUGGGGAUAGUCUGGUCAGUUUCGUCUUAGAAUUUAAUGAAAGGUUGACAGACAAAGCUGUAAAGGAUAUACAGCAUGAUUUAGAUUGCCAAGUUAAACAAUUACGAGAGACAGAUUUGGUUCAAAUUCUUAUAAAUACAACUGACGAAGUAGAUGUAGAUGAUAUGAAGUUCGACAUAGAAGCGCAUUUCUCGAGGGAAAAAGCUGGCGGUGGACGUAUUGUCAGUACCAAAAAGGACAAGGACAUACCUGACAGUUGGAUUAUUAGAUUUAAAAGCGCUGAAAUUGCUCGAAAAGUCUGGCUACCGAAAGUACACAGUGUUACCAUAGGCGAAGAACGAGCGAAUGCACGUGUUUUCCCAGUGUAUAACGGUGUUGGUUUGGCUGUGAAUUGUGGAGAAAAACCUGUGUAUGAUGACUCUCCUCUGGUAGUUGAAGUGGAUAAAAACAAAUUGCGGUUUAUACAAAAGCGAGAAACAGAAAAACAGUCGUUCGUGGCCAGCAUAAAUGCAAAAAUAAAAGUAAAUGUUGUAUGGGCAGCAUUUACCGCAGACAACGAAGAUGAUUUUGAAACAGAAUUUGAACAAGAAAAAACAUUUUCAGAGAGCUUCAAUGAGCCACACUCUAUAACGUUUGAAUCCCUAGUACCAAAGCCCGAUUGGAAAAAACUAGCUGUUUGGAAAGACAUCACAAAGAAAGAAGUAUCAAACUAUUUCAAUAAGUCAAUACAUCAGGUCAUUUUCAAUGUAGAAGAUGAUGCUGCUGAAACUGUUCUUGAUGUAUUGACCAGUUUGCAAGAAAAGAACGAGUUUGAAUUCGAAGAAAAUUUGGAAUGUAACAGAGUAACACUAUUCGGGUCUGACAAACAAGUCUUAAAGAAUGUUGCUGAUAAAGCCGGAAAAAAGAUUGUGAUUCCCGAAAAUGUGACCGAACCAAUCAGAAUCAAAAUUGAACAGUAUGUUGCUCUAGACGCAGAGGGAGUACUUGAUCAAGUAAAAAACGAGUGUUCUUACACGUCUUUUAAAGUAAACAGAGAGACAAAAACUGUAACACUCAAGGGCCCGAGUGAUGAAGUCCAAAAGGCAAGUCGCAAAAUUCUAAAAUUUGCCAUAGAUACAACAACUGUCUCCAUACAUGUAACAGAGGAAGAAGCGGAGUUUAUGAGAAGAGGAGGCGAAACCCUGAUAAAGGAAGAAUUCCGUAAAAAGAGGUUGAAUAAUAAUUUUACUUUAUCUGAAACAGAAAAUACACUCAGUGUUGUAAUUUAUACAGGCAAUGGAAUCAAUGAGGAAAAAAAGAAAAAGGAAAUCUUAGGAGUUAUAGAAAAUACUAUUUCCACAUGCUUUGUAACUGUUGACAAGGAGCCUGCAGCUACAUUUAAAACAUAUGAUUGGAACAAUUAUAAGCACGAAAUCGAAAAAAGGGCUGUUGGACACUUGCUCAUUUUAGAUCCCAGAAACAAGCUGAUCAUUACUAUUAUUGGUACAGCGGAAACUAGUAAAUUUGCUAAGGUAGAAGUUGAAAAUUACCUUAAACGUCAUAAACGUGGAACAGUUAUGAUUCGUGUGCCAAUAGAAAAAGCUGAAUAUUUGGAUGAGUUCAGGAACGAAGAAUAUCGCGACAAACUCGAAUGUGUUAAAGAUAGUAAUGGUUGCCACACUGGCGAACUGUCAAUUCAUGGCAUUGCUGAUGAAAUCAGUGGAUUGGAAGAUGCCGUUAAAAACGACGUAAAGAAAAUAGGUCCACAUUGGUUUUACAUGAAGAAAAGUUGGUUAGCAAGUGUUAUCCAAGAGCUUGUUGAUUUGAAAACACUUUCGCACAAUGAAAGAUUUCUGCUACAACUUGAUAUAGCACACAGUCUUGCUGCGCAAGGAAUCACGGGAGUUGCUAUUGCACCGAACUCAGGGACAAUCAUCCAAGUUAGACAGGGGGAUAUCACGUUUGAAACAACAGAAGUCAUUGUUCACAGUACAAACGGACACAUCAAGGCUUUUGAGGGAGGACUAGGAAAAUGUUUGAUAGAUAUCGGUGGAAGUGACAUUAAAGAUGAACUACUUGAAAAGAUAAAAGUCAAAGAAACUGAUCUUGAAAUAAAGGAUGAGGAACAUCCGAAAUCAGAAACUAUUCACGUCUCUGAUUCUACUGCUGGCAAAGAAUCACAUACAAUUCAUGGAAGAUCAAACAGUAAAUUCAAAAUUGGAGAUGCGAUUAUGACUGAGUCUGGGCGAUUACGAUGCCUGAAAAUUGUACAUGCGUUUCCACCAAAGUGGACUGAUGGUUCAAAAUCAGAAGAUCUUGAGAUGAAGACUUUAGUCAGAAAAAUAUUACAGAUAUGUCAAGAUCAGAAACUGACAUCAGUAGCUCUGACGGCCAUGGGUUGUCAUCCUGUUGAAAAGGCUACAUUGUGUAUAGUUGAAGCUGUGACAGAAUUUAUCGGAAAACGAAAAGACUUAGCUAUAAAGGAGGUAGUGUUAUGUGACAGUUCAAAGCGUGUAGUGGAUAAAUUCACAGAAGCCUUGGAAACCCUGAAAGAUCCAUGGUUUGUCUUCAGACAUGGACGGAAGAUUGAAGUAGAAGAUUUUUUGACGUCAUCGAGACUUAAGGCAGAAAGUAAACAUGUUAUUCGGCCUAGUUCUAGUCGUGCAACAGCGCGUCCACCAUCAUCACGGCCUAAAACACCGGGACUGCGUUGGGGAAGAAGACAGCACACUCACAUUACCCAGGAUGGAAAUACUCGCCAGCAGAGUGGUCAAGAUAAUGCAGAAAUCACUGAUGUAUUCAAAGAUGGACUCCCUUACAACAUCCCCAUAACAGAAAAGCUCACUUUGCAUGUCAAGAAAGGAGACUUGACACAGGAACUGAUGAAUGUUAUUGUGUGCCCAACUACGGAGUUUCCAAAUCUUACCGGUGAAGUCGCAAAUGCUGUCCUUAAGGCCGGAGGUAAUACUAUUCUACAAGAAUGCAAAAAUCACGGAACUGUCUCUGAGGGUCAAAUAAAAACUACUGGAGCUGGUCGUUUAAAAUGCGACAGGAUAUAUCAUGCUCGCGUACCGAAGAAAUGGAACUCUGAGAAAGGAGAAAAGGUUGUUAGCGAUCUUGUAUCCUCAUGUCUGACCGAGGCUUUUAACAACGAUUAUUCUACAAUUGCCUUCCCGACAAUAGGAACUGGUAACUCUGGGUUUCCUGCAGAUAAAGUUGCAAAUGCAAUGAUAAAGGCGAUUUGCCAGAUUGGGAAAAGCUAUCGAAACUCUUCAUUAACAGAUGUGACAAUAGUUGUAUAUUCGAUGUCAGAGGGUGUGUGCAAGAUAUUCGAAGAAGUCGUACCAUUCUUGUUCAGAACCGCUGGCGAAAGUGAUUCGACUGGUAUCAGUAUAAGUAGAAAAGGCCAAAGAAACCUUCCAAGGCGAAAAACUGUAAAAUACGUCCCACCUCCUUCGUUUGACAAACAUUCUCCUGUUGACGAUGUUGUCAUUGUGAAAGUUGUUUCAAAAGCAAACGGAAGUGAAAUUCAGAAAAGGCUGGAAGAAAUUGUUGACAAAGAGAUUGUUACCAAGAAGUUGAAUUUCCAGGAACUAUCAAAAGAACAAACGCUUUCAGAGUCCGAGGAAAGAUCCCUCAAAACACUUGAAUUGAAAUAUGGUAUCAAUAUUGAGAUAGAUAAAUCGUCGAAAUGCGUAAAGCUAACGGGACUGAAAAAACGCGUCGACAACUGUGAAUUCAAAGCAGUGAAACUGCUAGAGGACGAAUUUCCCAGGUGGCGUUUGAAAGAAAAGAAUAUCAAGACAGUUGCCCGGACAGUACAAUGGUAUUAUGGCGAUGCUGAUGGGAAUUCCUACCCUGUAGAUGCAGAAUCUAACUAUGAAUUACACAUAAAUUACCUUGUCGGUGAGGAUUUUACGUACCAAAAUCACGCAGAUAAAAAACAAUACAAAAUGAUCAUUAAUGACAUGGAGGAACAUCCAAUGGAUGACCCAAAGAAAAGGAGGCGGCUUUAUCUUAGAACCAAUAUUGAUCAAGACAUUCGUGUACCCCACACCUGGGCAAUAUCAGAAAGGGGAGGUGACGUUGCAGAAAUACCACUGAAUGCAAAUGAACCAGAAUUCGAUGAAGUCAAAGACGCACUUAUAAAAGGUGGUUGCAAACCGAACCAAAUUAUAACUAUAACACGAUUGGAGAACAAGUUCAUGUGGCUGCAGUACCAGACUAAGAAGAAACAACUCGAGAAACAGAAUCCAAACAAACAAAAUGAAAGAAGGCUAUGGCAUGGGACAAAUAUCGAAACAGUCCCCAAAAUUAUCAAAAACGGCUACGAUCGUAGCUUCGCCGGAAACGCGAACAUGACAGCACAUGGAAAAGGUGUCUACUUUGCUGCACCCUCUUCGUACUCGGACAGAGAUCAGUAUGCUACCAGAGAUGCAAACGGGAACAAAAGAAUGUUUUGGAACAGAGUUCUAACCGGAGAAUUCUGUCAAAGCAAUCAAAAUAUGUCAACAUUACCGGAGAAACCAGGCGUUAUAGUUAACUACUUCAAAGUAUAUUAUGACAGUGCUGUAGAUGAUGUUAACCAUCCUGGCAUAUUUGUUAUAUUUCAUGACACCCAGGCUUACCCUGAAUAUCUAAUCGAAUAUAAAUGAUAAGUCGAAAGGGACCGAGAAAUACAACUAUCAAAAAAAAUACAGUUGAUAACAUGUUCAUCAUACAUAGUAUUUAUUUGAAGAUGGAAUGUAUUUAAAAAUGGAAACAGACUAUUACGUGAUGCAAUAUAGGCCUUAUGUUAUUAGAUUGGUAUAGUUCCAAUACUUACUAAUUCAGGUGAUUUGAUACGUUUAGCCAAGAAGUUCACAUUUCGAUGAACCUCUUGCUUAUCCGUCUUUUAUUGUAUUAAGGCCAGUAUUUCCGCGGUAAUAUCCGAUAACUUUCUAAUGUUAUGUUCCGAACGAAACAUGUAAGUGUGGGUUCAUUUUAGAUACAUUAUUCCCUAUCCGAUGGUUUCGAUUAAAACAAAAAAAUGAAUAUAAUGGUAUGUUCAAAAUGUUUGGUGUGGAGAGCGAAACCAUUAGAAAUAGAAACAAUCAGUGCAGAAACGUUUACUUGCAAUGUAAAUAUAAGGAUAAAAUAUUUUUGUCGGAUUCAUGCAUGUGUAAACACUGUGCGCCCUGUCAUUAACGCACACAUUUAGCGAAAGGGGCUUUAUUCUAUGUAUGCGUUAGUCGUCAGGGUUUACACAUGCAUGGACACGACAAAAAUAUUUGAAACUUAUAAUACAGUAAUGAUGCCCUUCUGUCAACGAACAGACACCUUUUGUCCGCUCUUGGGUAUCUAGAGAGUGUUUUUCUUGCACAGCGGAUUGGCGAUUUCGUUGAUGUUACCCAUGCCUGGCUAUACCCAUCUGGUACCAUCCAUGCUAGAUAGCUUUCAUGCUGUUAAUGACGAAUACAGAACUACAUUUUGAAAAUUGAAAGGUCAGGGUAGAUAUCCAGGACGUAUAUUUUGCGUUAAUUAGAGGGACUAACCCACAAAAUCUAGACGAACAAUAGUUUAUCUCAAAAAUCCAUAAAUGACUAGUGGUAUACUGUACAAACUUAUUGACAUCAGAAUUUUGCAAGAAACAAAAUGCUGUUCUGAAGGUAGUUAACCAUUGCGACGCUUUUGAACUAAAAUAGGAAAUUUACAUUUUUCAUGCAGUUGAACCAAUAUCUAAUUUAUAUUUUCACCUUCUUUAUCAUUUUCAGUGUCAUGUACAUUCUAUGCUAGACUUGUUGGAAAUGAACAUGUUGAACAAUUUCACCAAAUGUGUGGGCGAGCAAUUUUAAAUAUGUUUUACUUAAUAUGUCAAAUCCGAUAAAAAUCAAUUACACUGAUAGUUGCUCUUUGUACCUUGUAAGGUUAUUUUUCGGACAAAAAACACAUUGUCACGCUACAAAUGAUAAAACUAGUUGUACUCUGUUGUUCCUCUUUGUACUGGAUAUUGUUUUAAAAAAAGAGCCAAAUGAGCAAAAAGUUCAGAAAAAGACUCUGUAACCUAAUUUUCUAUUUAUUCUGCUUGCUCAUUAAAACUGAUUUUUGAUAAUUUUUUAACCUUUUCUAACUUGAAAUUAAUACUUACCGGCAUUAUAUUCUAAUGUUGUGACAUGGUUUAUUAUUUCCUAUUUUUCCUUCUAAUUAUAUACGCAUAUUUUCCAUCAAAGCUAUUUAUUUGAAUGAUAUAAUUUUUAUUGUAAUUCUCUUAUUAAAGCAUCUCUAUAUGAUAAUCUUAUUUAGAGAACUUGUAGCUAGUUUUAUCUGUGUUAUUACCAUUUAUCAUUUAAUGCAGUUUAACUUCCAUGCCAAACCUGCUUUAUUUUGUUUUGUAUAUGUAUAUUAUGCACCAUAUUAUAUAAUUUUGAAAUAUGAAAUAAAUGAAUGAAUUGACAAAACGCAUUAACUCUGUGUCUUUUGGAUUUGGUAAUUUUAAUCGCUGGCAGUUAAUCCUUUACAGUUUUAGACACAAUAUUUUAGUUUAUUUUGUUCAUAUAAACAAAGUUUAAAUCGAAAAUGUUACUAUUCUGAAUUUAAAUCUUACAACAAAUCUUUAGAAAUGUCAUCUGUCUACUUAAUACAUAUUUUUAAUAUGCAUUAUUGAUGCAUAGUGGGUAACAGAAGUCAUAAACAUGUUAAAUACAGCCUUUAUUUUUCUACAAUGUCAGUAUGAAUAUAUAAUUAUACAAAUAUAGUUUUGUUUCAAGAAAGGGUUUAUCUUAUUUCAUGUUUUUAUUUCAAAACAUUUGAGAGUGAUCAUGAAAUAAAAUCUAAAUGAGCAAA